Messenger RNA from Coffea arabica (coffee), 1674 nucleotides. Its product is annotated as mitogen-activated protein kinase kinase kinase 18-like. Gene Ontology annotation, biological process: signal transduction; protein phosphorylation. Lineage: Eukaryota; Viridiplantae; Streptophyta; Magnoliopsida; Gentianales; Rubiaceae. The record is from RefSeq and is a predicted model, not a curated record. Gene Ontology annotation, molecular function: protein kinase activity; ATP binding.
CUUAUACUUGUAUCCACUUGACCAAGUUUAGAAACCAUAUUUGUCCACUUGGCCUCUAAUCCUUGUUACCACAUGGUGACCGGCUAUUUUGCCAAGUCAUCGCUUCCCCCCUCCUACUCCAAGCUGUCCAAACCUUAACCCUUUUGCCACGUUGUAAAUUUCAAUUCAAGAAAUUGUCAUUCCAACUCUUUCAAAAACAGAGAAAGAAAGCCACCUGUAGUACCUCUGCCCAACUAAUUUGGACACACACCUUUCAAUUAGAGGUCGUCAACUUAUGCAAAGUCACCUAGUAUAAAGCCCCCAAGUCCCUAACCAACUUGUUGCAACACGAUACAAACAGGAGCUUCUCUCUUCAUCAAUAAUCUUUCUUUCUUUCCUCACCAAAAAGAAACCAUGAACUGGACGAGAGGGCACACGUUAGGCCAUGGCUCAACUGCCACAGUGUCGGCAGCCACCUGCCGCCACACCGGCGAAACAUUUGCCGCGAAGUCCACUGAGCUAUCGAAGUCUGAAUUCCUGCAAAAUGAGCAGAAAAUUCUGUCUACUUUAGACAGUCCUUUCAUAGUUGGCUACAAGGGGUAUGAUAUAAGUAUGGAAAACAAUAAGCUUAUGUUCAAUCUCAUGUUGGAGUAUUUGCCUGAUGGAUCAAUAGCGGAUGCAAUUCACAGAAGAGGCGGUCGGCUCGAGGAAUCCAUGAUCAGCUGUUACACAAGGCAAAUCGUUGAAGGACUAGAAUAUUUGCAUUCAAGUGGCAUAGUGCAUUGCGACGUUAAGGGGAGGAACAUUUUGUUAGAUGAAGAUGGUGCUAAAAUUGCUGAUUUUGGAUGUGCCAAGUGGGCUGCACCGGUGCCCAGAAUCACUAGCCAGGAAAUCAAGAAAGUGGCAGUGGGUGGCACUCCUCUGUUCAUGGCCCCCGAAGUUGCCAGAGGGGAAGAUCAAGGACUUCCAGCUGAUAUAUGGGCUUUGGGAUGCACAAUUAUUGAGAUGGCCACAGGUGGUUCGCCUUGGCCUAAUGCAACCAAUGCAGCAUCUCUGAUGUAUGAGAUUGGAUUUUCAGGGGAACUGCCUGAAGUUCCUGAUUUUCUAUCUGAACAAGCAACAGAUUUUCUGAGCAAGUGCUUGAGAAGAGAUCCGAAAGAGCGAUGGACCGCUAAACAGCUUCUGAAUCAUCAGUUUCUUGAGGGGGCUAAUACCAAUUCAAAGCAGAAUCAAGAACUGAUUACCAGUUCUCCAACAAGUAUUCUUGAUCAAGAUAUCUGGAAUUCAAUGGAGGAACCAGACAAUCUGAGCGAUGGUGAAAUUAAAGAAAGUUCAUUGAAUUCUACUCCAGCUCAAAGACUACAAUUCUUGGCUUCAAAUUCAGGGUAUCCAAGCUGGAAUUCUGGUGAAACUUGGAUCACAAUCAGAAGCAGUAAAGAUGUGAAAAGGGAAGAUGAGGCCAUGGAAAUUUGUGGGUCAUUGACAGAUGUUGAUUCCAAUGGAGUGAAGCUGGAAAGCAGAAAUUCCGGUGAUCAGAAUUCAAUGAAUUUCUUACACCAAAAUGUCUCUAGUAAAAGUAGCUGUGGUAAAAUGAUUCUCAACAGAUGUACAGAUGAUCAAACAGUUGUAAUUAGCAAUCUCAAUAUCGAGAGAGUGAAAAAGAGGCCAAAGCUUAAUCAAAUUGGUUUUUUAUGA